Molecule: messenger RNA, 567 nt
Organism: Striga asiatica
Lineage: Eukaryota; Viridiplantae; Streptophyta; Magnoliopsida; Lamiales; Orobanchaceae
Source: the annotation of a GenBank genome assembly
AUGGCUCCUCUGGCGUUGAUGGCUACUUUCGUACUUCAUGGUGAAACCCUAGUUCCGGCUCAGCUCAACAUUCGGGCCUGUUCAAUUCGUCCGGCGACGGCGGUUCUCCUGGUGCUGGCGGACAAGUAUUAUUCUCAAUCUUUCCCAAGUUCUAUUGAUGAAAUGUGUGUGGUUCACUGCAGUUUUGAUUUGGAGUCGCAGGAUUUUAGGUUGGGGUGCGAAAAAUGCUUCAUUCAGCUUGAUUUAGUUAGGCAGCAUACUGAUGCUGGUCUAAAGAACAGUGGAAAGCUCGGGUGCUAUUGUAACAUUUACAUUGAAGAAAGCAAGGAUGAUGCAACUGGAAUGAACAGACAAGUUUAUUCAACUUUUUCUCCAAGUACUCAGAAAAAAGGAAAAGGAAUGGCAACAACAAUCAAUAAUGAGCUGAAAGUGAAAUUAACAAGGGAAAUAGUUGAGCAUCUGGCUUUCGAGAAAAAGUACACGUUGAACUUAACACGGCUGGCGAGGCGGAAAAGAUCCAACACAUCACUCGUAAAAGCGAUUUUCGCCUUUACGAGUGAUCUUUGA